AUGACGGCUGCUGUCCAGUCCCCAAAUAACAUUACACCUCCUAUCUUCGGCGGUACUGUCAGCGAGUGUCUACCAGAAGGCCUUGCACAGAAUGGCGGCCGCAUCUCAACGGAUAAGAUUGGAUUCCUGAAGCCUACAUCAGUUUCAGUGCCAGUCAGUGAGAUGAGAGAGCGGUUGAAAGCCGAUGGAUAUCUUUUCGUCAAAGGUGUUAUUCCACGGGAAGAUGUACUGGAUGCUAGAGAACACUAUUUCAAACAAUACUCCAACACAUCUCUCUUGGAACCGGGUUCCUCUCCAAGGGAUGGCAUAUUCAAUUCAUCAUCUCACCCAGAUGAACAUAAGGGUAUUGGUGGUCAAGGUCUACCCAGUGACCCGGUCGAGGAAAAGAUUCUCGUCGAUGCCCACAAGGAGCCCGAGUACCGUGCGUUCGUCGAACAUCCCGCCUUGACAAAGUUUAUUCGAGAUCUUAUGGGAUGGAAGGAGCAUCGUAUCCUCGAUCGCACGAUGUUGCGUCACAAUGUGCCACUUGGGAAGGGCACAGGAAUCCAUUACGAUAAGUUAUUCUUGAGAGGUGGCGAAGGAUUCUUUCUGACUGCUUGGGUACCAAUUGGCGACAUCUCGGUCGAUGGAGGUGGCCUCUGCUACCUAGAAAACUCCCUACCAUUAGGCCGCGCAAUUGAAGAAGACUAUACGAACCGCGCCGCGGAUUUCACACCUGAGCAGCGUAUUUCUGCAUUUAACGUUAAUAUGUUAGAUGGAGGAAUGAUCUCAAAUUCUCCUCAGGAAUUCCAGGCUAUGCAUUCUGCAUAUGGUGAGCAUAAAUGGCUUGUUACCAAUUAUGAAGCAGGCGAUGUUGUUUUUCAUGAUCCUUAUAGUAUUCAUGCUAGCGGGCGCAACGAGAAUUCGCAGGGUCAAAUUCGGUUGAGUACAGAUUUGAGGUUCUAUGAGAAGGGUUCUGAGGGAAUCGAUACUCGUUGGUACAAGAUUUGGUCUCCCGGGGAUGGGCUGUAA
This is a messenger RNA of Penicillium nucicola, 1011 nucleotides long. Its product is annotated as phytanoyl-CoA dioxygenase family protein. The transcript is spliced from 3 exons. The coding region runs from base 1 to 1011 and encodes 336 amino acids. The record is from RefSeq and is a predicted model, not a curated record. NCBI's taxonomy places the organism in Eukaryota, Fungi, Ascomycota, Eurotiomycetes, Eurotiales, Aspergillaceae.